CUCCCCAUAGCCACCACAGGCGUUCAGAAUGGCCAACAGGGGACCUGCAUAUGGCCUGAGCCGGGAGGUACAACAGAAGAUUGAGAAACAGUAUGACGCCGACCUGGAGCAGAUCCUGAUCCAGUGGAUCACCACCCAGUGCCGCAAGGAUGUGGGCCGGCCCCAGCCUGGGCGUGAGAACUUCCAGAACUGGCUCAAGGAUGGCACGGUGCUGUGUGAGCUCAUCAAUGGGCUGUACCCCGAGGGGCAGGCCCCAGUGAAGAAGAUCCAGGCCUCCACCAUGGCCUUCAAGCAGAUGGAGCAGAUCUCUCAGUUCCUUCAGGCAGCUGAGCGCUAUGGCAUCAACACCACUGACAUCUUUCAAACUGUGGAUCUCUGGGAAGGAAAGAACAUGGCCUGUGUACAGCGGACACUGAUGAAUCUGGGUGGGCUGGCUGUGGCCCGGGACGAUGGGCUCUUCUCUGGGGAUCCCAACUGGUUUCCUAAGAAAUCCAAGGAGAACCCUCGGAACUUCUCAGACAACCAGCUUCAAGAGGGCAAGAAUGUGAUCGGGUUACAGAUGGGAACCAACCGCGGGGCAUCUCAGGCAGGCAUGACUGGCUAUGGGAUGCCACGCCAGAUCCUCUGAUUCUGCCCGCCCUGCCCGCCCUCCCAAUGAAUGGUUAAUAUAUAUUAUAUAUGUGUUAGCAGUGACAUUCCCUGAGAGCCCCCAGAGCUCUCAAGCUCCUCUCUGCCAGGGUGGGGACCCAAGCUCUCCUGUCACCUGUGGGGGUGCCUGAUGGAGCCUCUCCCCCUGUGCUUACUAAUACAUUCCUCCCCCACACCCAUCAAAACUGGACCAACUUUUCCCCUCGGACCAAAAUUUGGGAGGUCUUGGCCUUCCACUCCCUACCCUGCCUGUCCUCUUUGGCCUCUCCUGACCCUGAGCUCUGUGCUCUCAGUGGUCCUCGGCCUAGAGUUAGAAAUGCUGCCUUCUGGCCUGAUGUUGGACUGAUCUUCCUUCCACAAGUAUGCCUGUCCUGCAGCUGCGGCUGCAGGGACUUAAUUUAUAGGGAGGGGCCUGUGGCGACUGCCACUCCAGCCACAGCUGUGCUGUAUUCACCACACAUCUGGGGCAGCCUUCCCUGG
This is a messenger RNA of Fukomys damarensis (Damara mole-rat), 1128 nucleotides long. It is a transcript of the gene Tagln2, whose product is annotated as transgelin 2. The transcript is spliced from 4 exons. Gene Ontology annotation, molecular function: protein binding. The record is from RefSeq and is a predicted model, not a curated record. Bases 29 to 628 code for a protein of 199 amino acids. Lineage: Eukaryota; Metazoa; Chordata; Mammalia; Rodentia; Bathyergidae.